CUGGUGGUUCCUUCUAUGCCCUGGACAUGCAUCUUCUUCCAAGGGGCUGAGGCUCCCCGCCCCGUGAUGCACGUCCCUGCAGGACCUGAGCGCCUGGGCCUCAGGCCGCAGCCCACCAUGCCGCUGCCAUGUCUGAGCCCGCCAGCGCCACCGCUCCUGCUGCUCCUGCUGCUCCUGCUGCUGGGGGGCGCGCCUGGGGCAGGCGGGGGUCCGCAGCCCGCCUUCCGCACCUUCACAGCCAACGGCUGGGCCCUCACUCAUCUGGUGGUCCACGAGCAGACGGGCGAGGUAUACGUGGGCGCCGUGAACCGCAUCUAUAAGCUGUCGGGGAACCUGACGCUGCUGCGGGCGCACGUGACAGGCCCCGUGGAGGACAACGAGAAGUGCUACCCACCGCCCAGCGUGCAGUCCUGCCCGCACGGCCUGGGCAGCACCGACAACGUCAACAAGCUGCUGCUGCUGGACCAGGCUGCCAACCGCCUGCUGGCCUGUGGCAGCGCCUCGCAGGGCAUCUGCCAGUUCCUGCGGCUGGACGACCUCUUCAAGCUGGGCGAGCCCCACCACCGCAAGGAGCACUACCUGUCGGGCGUGCGCGAGGCGGGCAGCAUGGCGGGGGUGCUGAUCGCCGGGCCGCCCGGCCAGGCACAGGCCAAGCUCUUCGUGGGCACGCCCAUCGACGGCAAGUCGGAGUACUUCCCCACGCUGUCCAGCCGCCGGCUCAUGGCCAACGAAGAGGACGCCGACAUGUUCGGCUUCGUGUACCAGGACGAGUUCGUGUCCUCGCAGCUCAAGAUCCCCUCGGACACGCUGUCCAAGUUCCCGGCCUUCGACAUCUACUACGUGUACAGCUUCCGCAGCGAGCACUUCGUCUACUACCUCACCUUGCAGCUGGACACGCAGCUGACCUCGCCCGACGCCGCCGGCGAGCACUUCUUCACGUCCAAGAUCGUGCGGCUGUGCGUGGACGACCCCAAGUUCUACUCCUACGUCGAGUUCCCCAUCGGCUGCGAGCAGGCGGGGGUGGAGUACCGCCUGGUGCAGGACGCCUACCUGAGCCGGCCCGGCCGCGCCCUGGCCCACCAGCUGGGCCUGGCCGAGGACGAGGACGUGCUGUUCACCGUGUUCGCCCAGGGCCAGAAGAACCGCGUGAAGCCGCCCCGGGAGUCUGUGCUGUGCCUGUUCACGCUCAGGGCCGUCAAAGAGAAGAUCAAGGAGCGCAUCCAGUCCUGCUACCGUGGGGAGGGCAAGCUCUCGCUGCCCUGGCUGCUCAACAAGGAGCUGGGCUGCAUCAACUCGCCCCUGCAGAUCGACGACGACUUCUGCGGGCAGGACUUCAACCAGCCGCUGGGCGGCACGGUCACCAUCGAGGGGACGCCGCUGUUCGUGGACAAGGACGACGGCCUGACCGCUGUGGCCGCCUACGACUACCGGGGCCGCACUGUGGUGUUCGUAGGCACACGCAGCGGCCACAUCCGCAAGAUCCUGGUGGACCUGGCAAACCCCGGCGGCCGGCCGGCCCUGGCCUACGAGAGUGUGGUGGCCCAAGAGGGCAGCCCCAUCCUGCGUGACCUGGUCCUCAGCCCCGACCACCAGUACCUGUAUGCCAUGACUGAAAAGCAGGUAACGCGGGUGCCCGUGGAGAGCUGCGUGCAGUACCCGUCAUGUGAGCUGUGCCUGGGGUCACGGGACCCCCACUGCGGCUGGUGUGUCCUGCACAGCAUCUGCUCACGUCAGGAUGCCUGCGAGCGGGCGGACGAGCCCCAGCGCUUCGCCUCGGACCUGCUGCAGUGCGUGCAGCUGACCGUGCAGCCACGCAACGUGUCGGUCACCAUGUCUCGUGUUCCGCUGGUGCUGCAGGCCUGGAACGUGCCCGACCUCUCGGCCGGAGUCAACUGCUCCUUUGAGGACUUCACCGAGUCUGAGAGCGUCCUGGAGGACGGCCGGAUCCACUGCCGCUCACCCUCCGCGCGGGAGGUGGCACCGAUCACGCGGGGCCAGGGAGACCAGCGGGUAGUCAAGCUCUACCUGAAGUCCAAGGAGACCGGCAAGAAGUUUGCAUCCGUGGACUUCGUCUUCUACAACUGCAGUGUCCACCAGUCCUGCCUGUCCUGCGUCAACGGCUCCUUCCCCUGCCACUGGUGCAAGUACCGCCACGUGUGCACGCACAAUGCUGCCGACUGUGCCUUCUUGGAGGGCCGGGUCAACGUGUCGGAGGACUGCCCCCAGAUCCUGCCCUCCACCCAGAUCUACGUGCCAGUGGGCGUGGUGAAGCCCAUCACCCUGGCCGCCCGGAACCUGCCGCAGCCACAGUCAGGCCAGCGUGGGUACGAGUGCCUCUUCCACCUCCCAGGGAGUCCGGCCCGCGUCACCGCCCUGCGCUUCAACAGCUCCAGCCUGCAGUGCCAGAACUCCUCGUACUCCUAUGAGGGCAAUGACGUCAGCGACCUGCCCGUGAACCUGUCCGUGGUGUGGAACGGCCACUUCGUCAUCGACAACCCGCAGAACAUCCAGGGUGAGCCGGCUGGGCGGCCCGGGGGCUGGGCUGGGCAGGGCCGGGGGCGGGCCGCUGACUGCCUUGCAGCAGCGGGUCAGAGCCUGCCAGCUGGGCCGAGGGUGCACCUCCUGCUCAGCCUGCGCCUUCUGAGGGGCUUCCAGGGACCCGGCGCUUUAGAGGGAGCCGAGCCUGGGACCACCCCCCACGGCUCGGUCCACAUGCCUUUGCAGGAGGAGCAGCAGCUGCUGAGGGCUCCGCCUCUCUGCCACCCCGGCCUCCUUACUGGCCGACCUAGUGAAGCCAGGCUCGAAAGUGAAACAAUUUCAAAGAGCAGCAUGUUGUCGGAGGGUGUCCGGCUGACCUGUGCUCCGGCCGCCCAGUGGCGGCUGUCUCCUUGGUCACCGCAGCCGCCCACGCGCCCGCAGGAGUGCGCUGGGGAGCCGCUCUUCCUGCUGUACUGCGCCAUCAAGCAGCAGAUGGAGAAGGGCCCCAUCGACGCCAUCACGGGCGAGGCGCGCUACUCCCUGAGCGAGGACAAGCUCAUCCGGCAGCAGAUCGACUACAAGACGCUGACCCUGAACUGCGUGAACCCCGAGAACGAGAAUGCGCCCGAGGUGGCAGUGAAGGGGCUGAACUGCGACACGGUGACGCAGGUCAAGGAGAAGCUGCUGGACGCCGUGUAUAAGGGCGUGCCCUACUCCCAGCGGCCCAAGGCCGGGGACAUGGACCUGGAGUGGCGCCAGGGCCGCAUGGCCCGCAUCAUCCUGCAGGACGAGGAUGUCACCACCAAGAUCGACAACGACUGGAAGAGGCUGAACACUCUGGCCCACUACCAGGUGACAGAUGGGUCCUCUGUGGCCCUGGUGCCCAAGCAGACGUCUGCCUACAACAUCUCCAAUUCGUCCACCUUCACCAAGUCCCUCAGCAGAUACGAGAGCAUGCUCCGCACGGCCAGCAGCCCCGACAGCCUGCGCUCCCGCACGCCCAUGAUCACGCCCGACCUGGAGAGCGGCACCAAGCUGUGGCACCUGGUGAAGAACCACGACCACCUGGACCAGCGGGAGGGCGACCGUGGCAGCAAGAUGGUCUCAGAGAUCUACCUGACACGGCUGCUGGCCACCAAGGGCACGCUGCAGAAGUUCGUGGACGACCUCUUUGAGACAAUCUUCAGCACGGCGCACCGGGGCUCGGCCCUGCCACUGGCCAUCAAGUACAUGUUCGACUUCCUGGACGAGCAGGCCGACCAGCACCAGAUCCACGACUCGGACGUGCGCCACACCUGGAAGAGCAACUGCCUGCCCCUGCGCUUCUGGGUGAACGUGAUCAAGAACCCGCAGUUCGUGUUCGACAUCCACAAGAGCAGCAUCACGGACGCCUGCCUGUCGGUGGUGGCCCAGACCUUCAUGGACUCGUGCUCCACGUCCGAGCACAAGCUGGGCAAGGACUCGCCCUCCAACAAGCUGCUCUACGCCAAGGACAUCCCCAACUACAAGAGCUGGGUGGAGAGGUACUACGCCGACAUCGCCAAGAUGCCCGCCAUCAGUGACCAGGACAUGAGCGCGUACCUGGCUGAGCAGUCGCGGCUGCACCUGAGCCAGUUCAACAGCAUGAGUGCCCUGCAUGAGAUCUACUCCUACAUCACCAAGUACAAGGACGAGAUCCUGACGGCCCUGGAGAAGGACGAGCAGGCUCGGCGGCAGCGGCUCCGGAGCAAGUUGGAGCAGGUGGUGGACACCAUGGCCCUGAGCAGCUGAGCCGCCAGCCGCAACAGCCCAGCCAGCAGGAGUUGAGUGAGAGGGCCCUCGGGACAACCUCCAUCUGGUGGCCAGAGCUGGGAGGUCCGCCGAGGCAGCCCCACCCUGGCCAGGCCGAGUGUCCUGCGCUGGGGGCCAGGUGUGCUGUCCUGGUCCCCCGGCCUCCUCGUCCCCUUCCUGCCUGGCAGGGGUCCCAGUUCUUAGUUGGUGUGGGCGAGAUGGUGCCUGCAGUACCUUCCCUGCCCAGAGCCACUUGCCACAGGGCUGGGGAGCCCAGGUGUGAGCAGGGUCCUGCUCGGGAUGCUAGGGUGACUGCGGAGGACUUGUGGGUUGGGCUGGAGCCCUCCAGCAGGGGGAGGCCAGUCCGUCUCCCUGAGGCCAGACUGCCGAGGCCAGGAGGGCCAAGGGCUGGGCAGGGGUCAGCUGGGCCAGGUUUCCUGGGCAGAGUCUGAGGGCUGGGGCCUGGCUGGCAGCCGGGGGCGCUGAAUACCCAGGGCCCAGCCAAGGUGAGCUGACGUGGGUCUGGGCCAUUGCCACCCCCCGUCAUGUCCGGCACCCCCACACUCGCCGCCACACCACCGCCACCAUCCUCCGAUUCACCGCGUGCUCUCCGCGGCCAAGGCUGGAGCUCCACGUUGAUCUCGCCCCGAGAGAGGCCCCGGCCCCCUCCUAUGGAGGGGCUGCAGGCUGGCUCUGCGCAGGGCCCAAGUGACUUCCAGAAGGACUCGGGUCCCCUUUCUGUCCUCAGGGCUGUGCCUCUGGGAGCCAAUGGGCCUGGGGCUCCGGGUCAGGAGUGCACGUUCCCCCUUAUUUAUUCCCCCGUCCACCCUGGGCUGAGCUCCACUGGUGGAGGUCUCGGGAGCAGCCCCCCGCCCCAUCCCAGCUCCUUCAUCCACCUUCCAGUCUGCCUCUCAGCAGAGUGCUGGCCCCUCAGGGCGCUGGGACAUAGAGGGGACAAUACUCGUGUUGUCGGGGAACAAAGGAGUCCUGCUCUGCUCGGGCAGCGGUCCAGCGGGGGCCUCGGACCACACCCACUGGCCUGGCCGGGAGCAGGAUGCAGUGACCAGGGGGCCUGGGGGUCGGCCCUGCCCACCCUGCCCUCAGCGAGCGAAAGAGAACACAUUUUUAAUUAAAAAACCUGUACAUAUAUAUACAUAUAUAUAUAUGUGGCUCUAGCCUCAGUCUCCAGCCCCAGUGGGGUCCUGUACAGUUACCUGGAGGAGGAGAAAUUUUUCAGCUAGAACAAGGAAAUGAAGGCAGAGGGAACGAUGCCAAACGGUUGCGGAGAGCGUGGCCAGAGCUUCCCUGCGUGGGGCUCCCAGGGCCUCCGCGCCUCGCCCCGCGGGUCGUCCUGUUUCCACGGACGCGGGCCGUGGACUCCUGCAUGACUGUGCUAGCGUUUAGUCUGACUUGGUCUUUUUAAAACUGCAAGUGUUGAAUACUAGAGAUUGUUAGGCCCUUUUUUCCAUGUUUUUUAAUUAAUCAGUCACUUGUGAAGGCAGUGGCCCGUCCCCUUUUCAAUUCACUUUUUCGACGGUACUGAAGAUUCCCACGGACUUUAAGGGACAGCUAACUGUGGCCGGCCCUGCGCCCGCAGGCCGCCCGUCCUCCGUCCCCCAAAGCAGCGUGAGCCGGACCAAGCACCUUGAUCAGCUUAGGAGCUGCUCCCUCGCGAGAAGGGUGGGGUGGGGGUGAAAUCCGCCACCUUCUGACUCAGGAAGCUCCUGCAACGGGGGAGGGGCAGGGGGACAGGUGUCCCUGGGCCCUGUGGGCACUGAGCAGGGCUCAGGCCUCCCACCCAGGUGGGUGUCCAGCUGGAGCUCAGGCCAGCAUGGGCUUCCACCCUGAGUGCCCCUUCCUGCCCAGAUGCCGCCCAGGUCCGAGCCCCACUUCCCGAGUUUUCCCCAACGCUGCUUCUGAUCGAAGCCCCUGUUCUUCCAGUCCUGCUCUGGCUGGGGGCUCCUCAGCCCCUGUGCCGCCCUCUUCAGAGUCCAAUCCCCUUCCUAGGGCUUCCCAGGCCCCCGCGGGGAGCUGGCCCCUGUGCCCACCAUGAGGGGGCCCUUGUUGCCUGGUCGCAGGUGGGCUGGGUGGGAGUGACACAGAGGGAGGGGAGUGGCCAGCCCUGCCUGGCGUGUGGCCUCGUGGGGCUCGCACACAUGUCAGGUGCAAGCACUUUAGCACUGUCUGUUUACACACGAGCUGAUCGCGGACCUAGGCCUGCUGUCCACCCAGCGCACCACGGCUGUGUCUCCCUCCCUGGGUCUGGAGUUAGACUCUGAGGCCUCCUCAUCCCUGGUUGCACGGUCCUCACCGUGCCCAGGCACCCACCGUCACCUCCAGCAUCCUCCUUGCCAGGCACUCGGACCCCAAGCUCUGGCUCUGGCCUGGGGCACAGGGGAUUGGAGCCUGCUCUGUGCAAGCAGGAGGUGCAACUGCCUGAGGUCCUCCCAAGUCCCAGGGCUGGGGGUCUGGGCCGCGGGCAGGGCGCUGAGUCAGGACACCCACUGCCUGGACACUGCUGCUACCGCCUGUCCUGCCACGGUCAGCCCUCCCCUCGCCUGCACGCGUCUCAGGAGUGCCCGGGAUGGCUCAGCCUGGGUCCGGGAGCCUGGCCUCCCCAUAUACCUCGAGCUUGCCCGCGCUCCCUGACCCAGGGCCGCCGGCCCCCUACUCCCCAGCCCUGGGCCCAGGAAGAGGGGCCUGUGGCUGGCCAAGUGGCGCCCGCCCUCCCCGGUCAGCCCUGCCGAGUGAGCCGCUGCCCGUCCCAGAGCUGAGGGCUCACGCCGUUGGUGCUACACAUGCUAGAAUAGAUAUAUUUAGAGAGAGAGAUAUUUUUAAGAUGAAGCCCACAAUUAGCUGUCCUUUAACGCCACAGAGCCCCCACCCAAAAGAAGAGCGAUCACUCGCGACCUGAGCUGCCCCCUCGGCCCCCGCCUCGCCCAGGGGCAGCAGGGCUGACAGACGCUCGGCCCGCAGGUUGUGUAAAUACACGGCUGUUUCCUAUUUUACUGUCUCAGAUUUAGUACUUGUAAAUACACACACACUAAGGAGAGAGUAAACAUUUUUGCUAAA
Vicugna pacos (alpaca) is the source of this 7320-nucleotide messenger RNA. Lineage: Eukaryota; Metazoa; Chordata; Mammalia; Artiodactyla; Camelidae. The record is from RefSeq and is a predicted model, not a curated record.